CUCCUUCAACCAGGGAAGGAGGUUGGGCUGGGGAACAAUAUAAAGGGCACCCUGGCCCCUGUUCAGCUCAGAACUCCACUAGAGGCCUCUGCAGCCAUCUCCACUGUGAGUCUGGUUGAUCUAAAGCAGCUUCCAGGAUGUCCCAGCAACACACUCUGCCAGUGACCCUGCCUCCUGCCCUCAAUCAGGAACCCCUCAAGCCUGUUUCUUCUCCCAUCGAUACCCAGCAGGAGCAAGUGAAGCAACCAACUUCACUACCGGCCCUGUGCCAGAAGGUGCCCUCCAAGCUCCUGGGGGAGGUCCCUCUGGAGCAUGGGGAGAAACACACAACUCUUGUGAAGGAGGUUCCCGAGCAACAAUGUGAGCCACAGCAGCAGGAACAGCAUCUGGAACAGCAGCAACAGCAGCAGCAACAAGAAUCACAGGAGCAGGAACUGUGCCUGGAACAGCAUCUGGAACAGCAGCAGCAGGAGCUACAGGAGCAGGAACAGCAUCUGGAACAGCAGCAGCAAGAGUCACAGGAGCAGGAACUGCAUCUGGAACAGCAGCAGCAGGAGCGACAGGAGCAGGAACUGCACUUGGGACAGCAUCUGGAACAGCAGAAGGAGGAGCCAAAGGAGCAGAAAAUACAGCAGCAGCAGCAAGAGGAACAGUGUGAGGAACAUCAGGAAGCAAAAAAUCUGGAGCAGCAGCUGGAGCAGGUGAAAGCACAAAGGGAGCAGCAGCAAAAGGAACAGCUGGAACAGGAAAAGAAGCUCUUGGACCAGCAACUGGAUCAAGAGCUAGCAAAGAGAAAUGAGCAAUUGGAAAAGAAAGAAGAGCAGCUGCUGGAACAGCAGGAGCAGCCGCUGGAACAGCAGGAGCAGCCACCAGAGCCAGCAGAGCAGCAGGAGGGGCAGGUGGAGUGGCCUGCAUUUGUCCCAGUUCCUGGCCAGGUCCAAGAGACCCAGCCAGUUCAGUCACCGAAGGGAGAAGUCUUACCCCUCACAGAGCAGCAACAGCAGAAGAAGGAUCUGUAUGGCCCCCCAAAACAUAAGUAAGCACCCCCAGUAUUCCAGAGGCUCUCAGGCCAUCCCACACAAGUGAAGAGAGAGCCAGUGGCCUCACUAAUUUUAGGUCCCCAGCCUGGGUGGCCUGCCUCAUCUGUGAACCUGCCUGACCCUGUCCUUCUGUUUCUUUGAUGGGGCUGGGGGAAGGGGAAGUUAUUGUUCAGCAACCACCCCUAAUGAACUCGGCCCCAACCUCAGGUGGCCAAAUCCUCUGCCUAAGGAGACAGUUACCAUACUAACUCUGACUUCAUCCCCAGUAUUAUAGUUGAAUC
Molecule: messenger RNA, 1321 nt
Organism: Mirounga angustirostris (Northern elephant seal)
Lineage: Eukaryota; Metazoa; Chordata; Mammalia; Carnivora; Phocidae
Gene: IVL
Product: involucrin
Exons: 2
Coding region: 138-1040 (300 amino acids)
Source: RefSeq, a predicted model, not a curated record